ACUCCUGGGUCAGCUGGACGAAACAGAGGCAGCAUUUGAUGAUUUCUGGGAGCGUCACCGCACCAAGCUGGAACAGUGUUUACAGCUCCGCCAUUUUGAACAGCACUUCCGUGAAGUGCGUGGCCAGCUUGAUGUGACAUCAGAGCGGUUGUCUGGUUUCUCCGAGGUCAGUGUAAGCCCCGCCCAUGCUGAGCACGUCCUCCGAGAGCUCAGCGGCCAUGAGGACAGGGCCUGUGACGUACUGGACUGCGCCCUGUCCCUGGCCAGUGAAGGUGACAGGCUAAUAGAAAAUUCCCACUAUGCCGAGGACUCCAUUAGGCCGAAGUGCAGCGAGCUGAGGGAAGUGUGCGAGGAGAUCAGCUCCACCCUGAGGAGUAAGAAGAGCCUCCUGCUGAAGGCGAUGGAGCUCCACCACGCUCUAGAGAAGGCAUCACGGUGGUGUGAGGAGGGCAUCUUCCUGUUGGCCAGCCAGCCAGUGGACCGCUGUCAGUCUCAGGAUGGAGCUGAAGCAGCUCUGCAAGAACUGGAGCGAUACUUGGACACAGCGCCGCUACACACCCUCACAGAUCACAGCGCCAUCUGCUGCCAGUAUGAGGCGGCCCUCACUACUCAGCUCAGGGACCAGGUAGAGAGCGUUUUCCAGAAGCAAAGCUCUGUCCAGGAGAUGUUUGAGAAGAGACGCGUCAGCCUGAAGAAACUUGCCGCCAAACAGACCAGACCAGUCCAGCCAGUAGCACCAAGACCUGAAGUGAAGUCUCCACUCUCCUCACCCAAUCAACAGAGAAAAGAAAGAAGAUACUCUGCAGAUAAUGCCAUCUGCAAAAAGGUGGAGACUCCCUUACAAAACGGUGGCACCAGACAUGCUUCUCUAACAGAAGAGGAAGAAAACCUGGCAGUACUUCGGCGCCACGUAAUGAAUGAAUUGCUGGAGACGGAGAGAGCAUAUGUGGAGGAGCUACUGUGUGUGCUGGAGGGCUACGCAGCGGAGAUGGACAACCCUGCCAUGGCUCACCUCAUCCCCAGCGCCCUGCUCAGCAAGAAGGACGUCCUGUUUGGCAACAUGUCUGAAAUCUACCAGUUUCAUAAGAGAACGUUUCUAAAGGAACUGGAAGCGUACACUGACUGCCCAGAACUAGUGGGUCGCUGCUUUUUAGAGAGGAUGAAGGACCUGCAGAUCUACGAGGCUUACUGCCAGAACAAGCCUCGCUCUGAAAGCUUGUGGAGGCAGUGCUCCGACUGUGCCUUCUUCCAGGAGUGCCAGAAGAAGUUGGAACAUAAACUUGGUUUGGACUCCUACCUCCUUAAACCUGUCCAGAGAAUCACAAAGUACCAGCUACUGCUUAAGGAGCUGUUGAAAUACAGUAAGAGCUGCGAUGGCAGUGAUGACCUACAGGAUGCUCUCUCCUCCAUCCUGGGGAUCCUGAAAGCUGUUAACGACUCCAUGCACCUCAUCGCCAUCACAGGAUAUGAGGGCAACCUGUCCGAGCUGGGUCGCCUGCUGAUGCAGGGCUCCUUCAGUGUGUGGACGGAGCAUAAAAAAGGUCACGCCAAGGUCAAGGACCUGGCCCGGUUCAAGCCCAUGCAAAGGCACCUGUUCCUGCACGAGAAGGCCCUGCUCUUCUGUAAGAGGAGAGAGGAGAACGGGGAGGGCUAUGAGAAAGCUCCGUCUUACAGCUUCAAACACUCCCUCAGUAUGAGCGCGGUGGGCAUCACCGAGAACGCGAAAGGAGACAACAAGAAGUUUGAGGUUUGGUGUAACUCCAGAGACGAGGUUUUUAUAGUCCAGGCUCCAACACCAGAGAUUAAAACAUUGUGGGUGAACGAGAUCCGCAAAGUUUUGACCCAACAGCUCAAAGCCUGCAGAGAUGCCAUUCAGCAGAAGAGCUCAGACACCCCGAGUCCCAUCAGCAACAACUCUUCCAUCUCCCUCAGUCCCUUUCGUAGCAGUGGUCAGAAAAACCAGAAGAAGCAGGAGGAGAAGAAGGGGGAGCAAAGCCCGAACUCUGACGUCAACUCCUCUUCAUCACCGAAACACAAAGAUGAACCAGUGACCAGCCCAACCACUGACAGGUCUUCAGUGGCUAAAAAGCGUUUUACUUUGCAGGGCUUCAGCAAUCUCAAGAGCCCGAAAGGCUCGGCGCUGAGCCCUGAGCACGGCUCCAAACGUCACUUGGUCAAGAGUGACCCCACACCGUUUGGUUUCAAAGGCUGGAGCAAGGCGUCUCUCUCGGUGGAUGCCUCAGAAGAGAACGAUGGGUACUCCAGUGGCGAGGACCCCAUGAACUCUGACCCGGAGGAUGAAGUAGGAAAGAAGCUGGCUCCAGGAAAGUAUACGGUGGUAGCGGACUGCGAGAAGGCGGGACCUCAGGAGCUGUCUGUCAAGAGUGGAGACAUGGUCCAGCUAAUCAGAGAAGGAGAGGAGGGACAGUGGUUUGUGAAGAACCUUCGCAGCAGUAAGGAGGGCUGGGUGGCAGCAGAAAACCUCCUCAGCCUCAUAUCAGAGUCCAAGUCCUCCCAGUCGCUCAGCAGCUCAGAUGGCAGCGUCUCUGGGAACCUCAGCACUUCGUCCAGCUGCAGUGAGACCUACACCAGCUUCUCCGACAUCAAACCCUGACCUGCAACCACUCUCCCCAGCUCCAUCCCCCAACCUAAAACAAUGUCCAGGUGGAAUUACAAAAAGCUAAAGGUGACCCAGGACAGGAGGGCGGAAUCAAAGCCAUCACACAGAUGUCCAACUCGCAGUUUUGCCAGAUCCAACCAAAAACCAAAGCUAUCAUUGUAUCUGCUAGUGGUACCCAUGUUGACUACUACGUCCACCUUUUCUGAAUACUUACAGCCACCUGUUACUCUAAUUGCAAAGACAAAUUACCUUAUUUCCACUCAUUUAUCUCAUUUUAAGUUAUUUUUUUACCUUCAAAAUUGUCAGAAUGCGGGUUGAAAAUAGUAUUUUCACAGCUCAUUCCAGUGACAUAAAGAUAACAUUCAGAUAAAUAUCAGGGGAAACGAGUUCCUCAGCACACAUGUUACAGUCAUGUGAUGCAUCACCUCCUGGAAGGCCUUCUUUUCAAAAUCACAAUCUCUGUAAACAACAGAGAAAAUCAGUAACUUAUUAAGAUUAACUGGAUUAAUUCCUUCUGAUUAUGUAGAAUCAAAGUGGACACAUUUAAAGAAUAUCUGCACUUAAUGUGACCGGUCAACUUGGGAUCAACCUUCAAGUCAACAACAUCACAGCAUAGCAAAAGAUUUGUGUGUGAAACAUCUACAGCUACAGAGACUAUAAGACUGGUAUUUCACAUGAUGCAUCAGCUUUAGUGUCAGACAUUAAUCGUACACUGUGAAAACUGGCAGCUGGCUGCAACAAGAAAAAAAAACAAAAACCUUUCAGUGCAUCUUGGAGCAUCACUGAGCAGGUCAAACAUUCAGGGCCUGUUACUGUAAGUCUUGUAACAUUUUUGUACGCGGGACACAUACAAGGUGAAGUGUGUUAAAUCCCUGUAGUGUCUGGCAGGCCAGUGGUUUUAAAAUAGUUGUUUUUUGUUUUAUUCCCCAUUCAAGAAUGCUGUUUUCCUCCCGUGUUGUUAAUAUGAGCUUCCCUUAUUCCUGUUUUUGUGGUGUGAACUACAAAUUAAAACAGAGUCAAAUGUAUCACUAGGUGAAUGUCACCAACAGCACUACCUGGUGGUCAGAUGUCAUGCACUUCUCCUACUACACUUGCAAAUCACUUACACAGAGAGCGGCAGCUUGGAACAACUUCUGAACCUCUUGUGUUUUUUUGUUGAGUCCUCCCAACCCCCCCCUCCCCAAGAGUGAUUAUCUAACUCGCCUCUGAACUGCUCUGGAUUUACCUCUCAGGAAGCCCAAGAUUUUGUGUGGGCAAGCAGGUGUGACUGCAUACCUGCUUGUGUUGACCAAAUGCCUUUGUGUGUGUGCAUUCUUGCACGUGUGCUUGCUUCAGAACAAACAUGCGUAUGCCACAAACCCCCAGAGAGGCCAUUAAGCCACAGACACCAGUCGGAUCAGAGUUACGUAUAAGGCCCUAAUUAGUUAUAUUACUGUUUACACAUAGUGUUGAGAUAGAACAGUAGUUCUAAUGCAUUUACCUGCUGUAUUAAUUUAUAGUCAGGUUAACUUUAUUGAUAAAUUGCAAUUUGCCCAGGAGACCCUCGGUGGCCACCAAGGAUCCCUCAGUUUCAGAACUCCCGGUCAGACAAACAGAAGCAGAUGCACAUAAAUCUCCACACUCUUUUUGUGUCAUGGCCUCUGUGCUCACCUAUCUUUGGUCUGCACAGCAGCAACAGAAGCAGGCUUUGAAGCAGGCAGUGGUUUGCACCACCAGCCUGGAAGCAAUAUUUUGUUUACCUGACACCAUGAUGUAGCUGAGUGGAUCGUCACGGUCGAAUAACAAGUUCCAAAAAAGAGGGGGGAUUUACACAGCAGGGGUGGUGAGUGAGAUGAGAUGGCCUUGUUUGACCCUGUAAGUGGGAAUGAGGAUGUUUAUACAGGUUGAUAGUACACCUUUGACAACCAGCUGCUGGGACAUCCUUCUUUACACACACACAUGCACACACAGAACCUGUGCUAUUCUGAACGCUGAAUGAUUUUUCUUACCUUGUUUUUCAAGGGUGAACAUGUUUUUUUAUACCCCAACAUUACUACUGCAUCCACAGGCCGCACUGUAAAACAAUCUCUUCCUUUUCCCAUCUUUAAUGUUGAAUGUGUGACUCUACCAAGUGCAGCAUGCUGUUAUACUACAACCAGCCCCGCCUGUUUAUUACUUAGAGUGGGUCACAUUUGCCCACUGGCUCGACAAAGCCAUGUGAAUUAGGCCCCGACUUCAAUUGCUGCUUGUGAUUAUUUACUUGAGCUCUUUUUGUUGAGAACUUUUAUACUCAAAGCAGAUAACGCAUGUCGUCCAUCCCCCCCCCCGCGAAAGGAAAAGCUACUUCUCCAGAAAAAGGAAGAAACUAGUUUGCAGACCUUUCAGUCUCCAACUGUGAGCUAAGCCAGAGACUAAACUGUGGCGUUAUGUGCAAGUUCUGUAAGACUAAGAAAUGUAUGUCACACUGGUACAGCUGUGUCCUCUUUACCUCACAUUGUUUUCCUCGACAGCAUGUACAUUGUGAAGAGGAUCAAGGUUUUUGUGAGUGUCCUUGUCUCCCUGUAUAUCAUCACUCUUUGAGGCAUGUUAAACCAUAGCCCCAAUUUUAAAGCUCUCAAAGCCCUAAACAAGGCAAGUCCUUCUACCAGGCACUGUUGUAUUUCUUGAGAGUUUAUUUUCUGCCCUCUUAUGAAAGCUGACACGGGCACUAAACUUGUCAGUCUUUUGUCAUGAACACACAAUAAAGGUUGUUGAGUUAUUUGUACUUUUUACUUGGAGGCUGGAGAGAUGAGAAGGGGUAUAUUUUUUGUUUCUUUUUAUGCAGCACAUUGCAGCGAACACUGUCUUUAUUUUCCUAUUGUAUCUACUGAGUAUGGUGUUGAUAUGAAGAUAUUAUAAUGAGACGUGUAUAUAUUUGUAAAUAUGUAAUUCUGAUAUGUAUGUAAAAUGAAAAGCAGCUUUAAUAAAGAUGGUUUCCUCUAUGGGA
Micropterus salmoides (largemouth bass) is the source of this 5585-nucleotide messenger RNA. RefSeq names its product guanine nucleotide exchange factor DBS-like. Gene Ontology annotation, molecular function: protein binding; guanyl-nucleotide exchange factor activity. Gene Ontology annotation, cellular component: extrinsic component of membrane; cytoplasm. The record is from RefSeq and is a predicted model, not a curated record. Gene Ontology annotation, biological process: positive regulation of Rho protein signal transduction; intracellular signal transduction. NCBI's taxonomy places the organism in Eukaryota, Metazoa, Chordata, Actinopteri, Centrarchiformes, Centrarchidae.